AUGGUCCUGGACGACGCCUCGAAGGACGUGGUAACGAUAAACACGCAUCGUGGUUUGUACCGGUACUACCGUCUGCCAUAUGGUGUAUCAUCUGCGCCUGGAAUUUUCCAAAGAACGAUGGAAAGUUUACUCAACGGAAUUCCAUACACUGGCAUCCUCCUUGAUAACAUUUUGAUUUCUGGACCGACGGAUGAAGAACACCUUCAGAACCUGGAAGAAGUGAUGAAGCGUCUUUCUGAAGCUGGGUUACGUCUAAGGAAGUCGAAGUGUCGCUUUAUGCAACCUACCCUCGAGUGUUUGGGUUACCGUAUCGACGAAACUGGUAUUUAUCCAGUUGAAGCCAAGGUGAAAGCAGUUCAAGAAGCACCUACACCUACCAAUGUUACCGAGUUGAAAGCAUACUUGGGAUUGCUCAAUUUCUAUGGUAAAUUCUUACCAAAUCUGUCAACUGAGUUAGAGCCACUGUACCAGCUACUUCGUAAGAAUCAGAGAUGGAAAUGGAACACAGAACAGAUUCGUGCAUUUGAACGAUCUAAGACUUU
Molecule: messenger RNA, 542 nt
Organism: Paramuricea clavata
Lineage: Eukaryota; Metazoa; Cnidaria; Anthozoa; Malacalcyonacea; Plexauridae
Source: the annotation of a GenBank genome assembly